AAAAACAAAUACAUAGCAGAAAUAAAUUUUUAUCAUUCCAAAAAUUACAAACCUGCUAUUUAUUUGUUUAUCUUGUAAUUAAUUAAUUCUUAAACUAAAAUGUCUUUGGUUGAUAUUGAUUCUUGGCUUACCGAAUACGAAUCAUGCGAAAAAUUGAGUCACACAAUUCUAGCAGAAAUUGCGCGACGAGAACAAAACCGCCCCCAAGGCUACACCGAACUCACCAGGAAGAUUACUGUAUUUCUUGAACAAUUUGAAAAAGAAUUGCAACAAUUAAAACAGAAAUUAGAUUCAUCAUCAAGGAAUAGGUCUAUCACUUUUGAAGAAACAGAAAGACGCCAACGACUCAUUGAGAUUUUACAAUCAAAACUUCAACAGUCUAGAAGUAAAUUCACAUCUAGCACGCGUUCAGACUUGCUUCCAUCGUCUUCCGGGUCAUUUUGGCAAGGAGACGAUGUACCCAUUAUUGAUACAAAUAAUGGAACUCAGACCGUGGAGCAAUUAAAACAGAGACAGAUCCAAAUAAUGGAAGAUCAGAAUCGAGGAUUAGAUGCACUGUCCAAGAGUAUUGCCAGACAAAAGGAAUUGGCUUCAAUGUUGGGUCAAGAGGUUGAUGAACACAAUGUUAUACUGGAUAACUUGACAGACUCUAUGGAUCGAGUAGAUAAUAGAGUUCAUGCUGAGACUUCUAAUAUUGGGUUAGUUAGUCAAGCAGACAGUACUUGGGGCUAUUGGAUGGUGAUACUUGGUCUCUUUGUUGCCAUUGUAAUCGUAUGGAUUAUAUAACAUGAUUAUUUGUUUGUCAUUUUUAUCUCUUCCUAUCUUCUCGUUGUUUAUUUUCCAAAGAUCAAAGUUAUAUAGCUACCACGUACGUACAUUUGUAAAUCAUAAUACCUAUUCUAAUUUUUUUAUAAAAAACAAAUAAAAAUAUAUAUUUACAUA
This is a messenger RNA of Episyrphus balteatus (marmalade hoverfly), 942 nucleotides long. Its product is annotated as syntaxin-8. Gene Ontology annotation, biological process: vesicle fusion; intracellular protein transport. The record is from RefSeq and is a predicted model, not a curated record. Gene Ontology annotation, molecular function: SNAP receptor activity; SNARE binding. Gene Ontology annotation, cellular component: SNARE complex; endomembrane system. Lineage: Eukaryota; Metazoa; Arthropoda; Insecta; Diptera; Syrphidae. The transcript has 5 exons. The coding region runs from base 100 to 786 and encodes 228 amino acids.